Messenger RNA from Dermacentor andersoni, 833 nucleotides. RefSeq lists its product as uncharacterized. Lineage: Eukaryota; Metazoa; Arthropoda; Arachnida; Ixodida; Ixodidae. Gene Ontology annotation, cellular component: extracellular region. The record is from RefSeq and is a predicted model, not a curated record. Gene Ontology annotation, molecular function: chitin binding.
GAGGUUGUGAGCCUAUUUAAGGAGUGCGCUGGGUCCCGGGCGGCUCAUAAGCGCCGGAAAAAAAACUGUCCUGCUUCUCGGAGUGAAUCUGAGUCCCACCUGCAACCAUGACCAACACUGUUUCCCUUAUCGUCCUGAUGGCGGUCUUCUGCGCCGUGUCCGCUGUUCCACUCAAUCAGCCUGGACAGGCGCAGGACUCUCUCCACAGCGAGUCGCCCCAGUCGGCCUACCUGGGCCUUCCUUCCGGCUCGGAUGACAUCGUUAGCCCUAUCGACCUCUCGUUCAGCUGUGCCCACCGGAGCCUUGGCUACUACGCUGACAUCGCUAAUGAGUGCAAGAUCUUCCACGUCUGCAACCCCGUUCUACUGAGCGACGGACAGGUGGCCAUGAUGCAGUACAGCUUCGUGUGCCCGAACACCACCAUGUUCGACCAGCAGUCCCUGACCUGCACCAGUCCCCCGGGAACGGCCCCGUGCCAGCAGGCUGAGAGCUUCUACUACCUGAACCGCCACGUCGGCCAGGGCGGAGUCGGUGGCGUUCCCGUCGGCUCGCCCUCCGAGCAGCCGCGACCGGCAGUCUACCCCGAGCCCAAGCACCAAGCCCCCGUCGAGCAAAGCCCCGAGCCGGUUCCAGCCAAGCCUGCUAGUGACGAUGACAGCGUUGCGAGGCCGGCGUCCUACUACGGCGGCAAGAGCAGCUAGAAAGGACACUCGUGGUCGGUGUGACGCCGCAACCUGUGGGAUAGCCACUCUGCACUCGCUGCAGAGACUCGUGCCAAAUAUGGGAAUCGUGUAAUUGAAAAAAUAAAUGUUUGCCUCGGGCAUUUCUAUCUA